GACUCCGAGUAAAUGGAGUAAAUGAGCGAGAACCGAAGAAAAUUCGUUUUCAGCGAGAAAUUAGUUCAAUUUUUAGCCUGAACAUUGAUAGAGUCGUUAUCCACAUUACGAAGAAACUACCAAGCAAUAUUUAAGUGUGAUAUUUAUGGCCUCUAGGAUGUAUUUGGACAGUUAUCUGGACACUGCUUAAAGAAAGAUGAAUCACUCUACCGAGUCAAGGAUUGGGGAAAUCUUUUCUUUCUCAGGUAUUGAGAAUCUCCCCUUUGAGCUUCAAAGAAAUUUUACCUUAAUGAAAGAUUUAGAUAUAAGAACACAAGAUUUGAUGAAAGAGAUUGACAGUUUAUCAGAAGAUUAUGUGUCCAGUGUUCGCAAUAUGGACUCAGGAGAAAGAACAGAUCAUUUAAAGAAAAUAGAAGUAGCCUUCUCUAAAAGCAAAGAGUAUGUGGAUGAUAAAGUACAGCUGGCAAUGCAGACAUAUGAAAUGGUUGAUAAACACAUUAGAAAAUUAGAUUCUGAUUUAGCAAGAUUUGAAUGUGACUUAAAGGAGCAAAAAGCCAAAGAAUCUGGUAUCUCUGAAUAUGAAGAGGAAGUUACUCCACCCAAAAGAGGAAGAGGGAGAACAAGCAAAAAGAAAGACAGUGAACCAAARAAGAAAAAAAAGAGAGAUUCAAGUCCUGUAAAAACACUUGGAGUUACUGCAACAUUAUUUUCCCCUGAAGUUGUCCAAGUUCUUGAUAUGCCUGUCGACCCUAAUGAACCUACAUACUGUAUCUGCCAUCAGGUAUCAUAUGGAGAAAUGAUUGGCUGUGACAAUAUAGAAUGUCCAAUAGAGUGGUUUCACUUCCCGUGUGUUGGACUUACAGCAAAACCGAAGGGAAAGUGGUAUUGUCCAAAGUGCGCUCAAGAGAGAAAAAAGAAAUAAUGACUAUUUUAUGUAUAUACAAUUCGAGACCAUCACGACCACUCAUGGAGGAUAUCCAAGAAUUGUUUCAUAUUUCAUCAAGGGAAGGGACACUCGCAUACCGUAUAACUURCAUUUCGCUAACAAGGACAAUGGCGGACAGUGUUUCUUAUCGGGUUUAGACCGUAUACGCGACUGGAUAUUAUUAUACAUGCAUCAGGAGUUUCGGAUAACCAUGCGUUCGCCAUCUUGAAAAUUGUAUAACUCCUAAAGAAAUUAACAGGUUCUUAGCUAAUGUCAAGUUACAUUUCUGGACCUUUAUGUUUGAUUGAUUGACUUAGCAACUACGAAAUGUUUUCCAAGGCACAACAUAGUGAUUCGGGUCUAAAUUUUGUGGUUACUCCAGUCUGAAGGACAGAGUAAACCGCUAUGUCAGCAUGUCGUGUAAGGAAGGUAGCAUGUCCGUAGCAAUGACGUCAUACUCAAAUAAUUCUCGUUUGUUCAUGAGGGUUGAAUUCAUUUCCGUUUGGCGAAGCACAUGGCUGCCCUGAAAACAUAAAAACUUGACUCUAUAAUGUCAAAAUUGUUGCCAAAUAUAGAAUUUAAUUUGUAAACUCAUACCCGUCUUUUACUCGAAAUUUGGCCAACCCUGAAAAUUUUACAGCCAUUUUCAAAUGCUAUUGAUUUUUGCUUAUUCUUAGAAAUUCAUUUGCAAUAUGGUAAAAAAAAACAGAUACUUGUAGAUAUUUAGAUCAACCUCCAAGUAUGUAAAGACUAAAUCACUUCCAAUUAGCAAAAACCAACAGCAUUGAGGGUACAGACGAGCUUCAAGGAUUGUAAGGAAUGGAAGCCGGCAUAUAACAACUGAGAUCUGAAUCUCUCAAUUUGUUUGUUUUGUUUUGUUUUGUUGUGUUUUUUUUUUCUAAAUACAGGGAAAAUAAAAUGUGGUCCUCACCCAUAAAUCCGCACCUGACAUCUUGCGAAUCAGAGAAUAGAAUUAAAAGUGAUAAAUGCAAUUUUUGUUGGCUGUGCUUUUUUUUCUGGCAGUUCAUUCUAUUUGGAGUAACCAAAAGCGCUCUUUGAUUGCCUUUAAUCCAAGGUGGCGGACACAUUGUUCUUCGAAAAACCUGAUGCAUGUCAUUUUUUUUUCUUUUUUUUUUUCGUUCAUAACUAUUGUAUAAUGAUCAUAAAACCAAAGUUCUGUUUUUAUUGUGUAAAAAAUAGGUUUUUAUAACAUAUCACUGGCAUAUUUUUUUCAUGGCAUAUUCACUCGCUAAAAUAAACGGGAUACACAAAGCCACUCGUUAGCUUGGUCCCAGAACCGUCUGAAAACAUCAUACCCAGAGCCCGCACUUUUGACAUCCAGUGGAAGGCAUACUGACAUUUAGCCGAAAAUACUCUGGCCUCGACAUUGAAAACAUCAAACCAUGUAUUUUCUGAAUGUUAGUUGGAAAGAGUAUGAAAUGAUUUCCGAUUAAUAAAGCAUUAUUAUUAUUAUUAU
Messenger RNA from Exaiptasia diaphana, 2402 nucleotides. RefSeq names its product inhibitor of growth protein 5. The coding region runs from base 197 to 922 and encodes 241 amino acids. The record is from RefSeq and is a predicted model, not a curated record. The transcript is spliced from 11 exons. Gene Ontology annotation, cellular component: nucleus. Gene Ontology annotation, biological process: regulation of DNA-templated transcription. NCBI's taxonomy places the organism in Eukaryota, Metazoa, Cnidaria, Anthozoa, Actiniaria, Aiptasiidae.